UGAGAGAAAGAAAAAACACCCCAGAGUGUGACAUGGGAGAGAAAUAAAAAAUGUUUUAAAAAAAGAGCCCCCGCGGGACACAUGUUGGGACGACUGGCUUCCUGGUGGCGCGUGUAGGUCGCCAGACAACCAGCCGGCUCUUUGAUUGGAGCAGCCGAACCAAAAGCCUCAUGGGGAUUGGCUGCCGCCGCCGGACGUUUGCUUCCUGUUUCCAGCCUCGAGAGAGCGUUGGAUCAACCUGAAAACACACACACACACACACACACACACACAGUUUUGGCAUGAUUGUAGCUUCCUGAUUGCCAUCUUGUAAACACCUCCUCCUGCAUAACACACACACGGCGAGCCGGGCGCUCGCCUGCCCGUGCAGCGCGGACGCCACCGACCUGUCAGCGAUGACGUCACACAGCCACCAAGGGCGUGUGCGUGGGCGUGGGCGUGAGCGCCUUUUAUGGCUCUGAAACGGCGAACUUGACACAGCGUUCUCUUCCCCGAAGGCUCAGCGAUAUCUGAAGUUACAAGCGCAACCAGUUCCAGGUUUCACAUACGACCUCGAAGGACAACAACAACAGUGACGGGGGAAUGAAGUAAACGAGGGGCUCCUGGGGAAGGAGCAGCCGCUGGAGGUUCUGAAGACGUCGGCGCUCAACCACAUCCCAACAGUGGACAUCAACUCGGCGCUGCCCCUGCGUCUCCCUCCGGCCGCCAUCCCCAUGGACCUGCGAGUGGACCAUCACCACCACCAGCAGCAGCAGCAGCAGGUGUCCUCGCUCUCGCCGCCCGGUCAGCAGUCGUCCGGCCCGGGGUUGCUGGGGGGCACGUGCCAGGCCGGCGGGGGCGUGCGCGAGCAGCAGCUGCAGCAGGAGCUGCUGACCCUGAAGCAGAAGCAGCAGAUCCAGAGGCAGAUCCUCAUCGCCGAGUUCCAGCGGCAGCACGAGCAGCUUUCGCGCCAGCACGAGGUCCAGCUCCAGGAACACAUUAAGCAGCAACAAGAGCUUCUGGCCUUGAAGCACCAGCAGGAGCUGCUGGAGCAUCAGAGGAAGAUGGAGAACCACCGUCUGGAGCAGGAGCUGGAGAAGCAGCAGAGGGAGCAGAAACUGCUGCUGCUGAAGAACAAGGAGAGGGGACAGGAGAGCGCCGUGGCGAGCACCGAGGUGAAGAUGCGGCUGCAGGAGUUCGUCCUGAACAAGAAGAAGGCCCUGGCCCAGCGGAGCCUCAACCAAGGAGGCCUCCACAAUGACGCUCCCUACUGGUACCGCAAAACACAGCACAGCUCUCUGGACCAGAGCUCGCCACCGCAGACUGGCUUGUCCACCUACAACCACCCUGUGCUGGGGGUCUACAACCCCCGGGACGACUUCCCACUGCGAAAGACUGCCUCGGAGCCCAACCUGAAGCUGCGCUCGCGGCUGAAGCAGAAGGUGAGCGAGCGGAGGAGCAGUCCGCUGCUGCGGCGCCGGGACAGCCCCAUCACCACCGCCAAGAAGCGCUCGCUCGACAUGGCAGACUCUGCGUGUAGCAGCGCCCCCGGCUCGGGCCCAAGCUCCCCGAAUAACAGCUCCAACAACAUCCCCAAUGAGAACGGCAUCACCGUGUCCAACAACACGGAGGCGUCUCUGGUCCAGAGGCUGUGCAGCGGUGCCGAGCGGGGCUCCGUUAACCAGCUGUCCCUCUACACUUCGCCAUCCUUGCCCAACAUCACCCUGGGGCUGCCCGCCACGGCCACGGCCACUGCUGCUUCCAACGUGACCUCGGCGCAGCAGGAUGGAAGUCUGCAGCCGGCCCUCUCCCUCAGCCCUCCCUUCCUCUCCGGCGGCCACUUGACCACCUACCUGGCCGAGGCUGCGGCCGGAACGGGCGGGCACGGCGCCCACAGUCCACUGCUUCAACACAUGGUGCUCAUGGAGCAGAGCCCGGCACAGAGCCCCCUGGUGACAGGUGUGAGCGGCCUGUCGAUGUUGCCGGCAGCGUCCAUGGCCAAGCUGCAGCGGCAGCACCGGCCCCUGGGGCGGACCCAGUCGGCCCCCCUGCCCCAGGGGAGCGCCGCGCAGGCUCACGCCCAGGCCCUGGCCCUGCAGCAGCUGGUGGUCCAGCAGCAGCACCAGCAGUUCCUGGAGAAGCACAAGCAGCAGUUUCAGCAGCAGCAGCUCCACCUCAACAAGAUGAUGACCAAGCCCAGCGAGUCGCCCGUCGGCCGCCAGCACCAGAGCCACCCGGAGGAGACGGAGGAGGAGCUGAGGGAGCACCAGGACGGAGGAGCUCUGCCGCCGGGGGUCACCAUCAAGCAGGAGCCCCCCGACCCGCAGGAGCUGCAGGAGGAGGCCCUGCAGCAGCAGCACAGGGAGCGGCUGGCGGAGCAGGAGCUGCUCUUCAGACAGCAGCAGGCCCUGUUGUUGGAGCAGCAGCGGAUUCAUCAGCUGAGGAACUACCAGGCCUCCAUGGAGGCUGCCGGCCUCUCCAUCUCCUUCCCGGGACACCGCCCCCUGUCCAGGGCCCAGUCGUCUCCGGCCUCGGCCUCCUCCUUCCCGAUCAGCGUCCCGUCCCUCGAACCUCCGGUCAAGCCCCGCUUCACCACAGGCCUGGUGUACGACUCCCUGAUGCAGAAGCACCAGUGUAUGUGUGGAAACACCAACAGCCACCCGGAGCACGCGGGCCGGAUUCAGAGCAUCUGGUCCCGGCUGCAGGAGACCGGCCUCCGAGCGCACUGUGAGUGUAUUCGUGGGAGGAAGGCCACUCUGGAGGAGCUGCAGACGGUUCACUCUGAAGCCCACGUCCUGCUGUACGGGACCAACCCUCUCCGACAGAAACUUGAUUGUUCAGUCACUCCCAUGUUUGUUCGCCUACCGUGUGGAGGGGUGGGGGUGGACAGCGAUACCAUUUGGAACGAGGUCCACUCCUCCAGCGCGGCUCGGCUCGCCGUCGGCUCCGUGGUUGAACUGGUUUUCAAAGUGGCCACCGGAGAGCUGAAGAACGGUUUCGCCGUGGUCCGCCCCCCCGGACACCACGCCGAGGAGAGCACUCCCAUGGGUUUCUGCUACUUUAACUCCGUGGCCAUCGCAGCCAAGCUGCUGCAGCAGAGACUCAGCGUCACCAAGAUCCUCAUCGUGGACUGGGACGUUCACCACGGCAACGGCACCCAGCAAGCGUUCUACGAUGACCCCAACGUCCUCUACCUGUCCAUUCAUCGCUAUGACGACGGAAACUUCUUCCCUGGAAGCGGAGCGCCUGACGAGGUGGGCAGCGGGCCCGGAGUCGGGUUCAACGUCAACGUUGCCUUCACCGGAGGCCUCGAUCCACCCAUGGGAGAUGUGGAGUACCUGGCAGCCUUCAGGUCCGUGGUGAUGCCCAUCGCCAACGAGUUUGCCCCGGACAUCGUGCUGGUCUCCUCCGGCUUCGACGCCGUGGAGGGACACCCUCCCCCACUGGGCGGCUACACUUUGACGUCUAAAUGUUUUGGCUAUCUGACCAGGCAGCUGAUGACCCUCGCUGGAAGCCGGGUGGUCCUGGCUCUGGAGGGGGGUCACGACCUCACCGCCAUCUGCGACGCCUCUGAGGCCUGCGUGGCCGCCCUGCUCGGCCAGGAGCUGGACCCGCUGCCGAAGGCCGUCCUGGAGCAGAGGCCCAACCCCAACGCCGUCCGCUCUCUGGAGAAGGUUCUGGAGACUCACAGUAAGUACUGGGGCUCGGUGCAUCGCUGCUCGCCGCUGCUGGGGCUCUCUCUGCUGGAGGCCAAACGAGGAGACUCGGAGGAGGCCGAAGCCGUCAGCGCCAUGGCCUCUCUGUCUGUGGCCAACACCAACGCCAUGGAUCAAAGGCCGGAGGAGGAACCCAUGGAAGAGGAGGAACCGCUGUAACUGAGGGAAACACGAGGGUGUCACACUGUUACCACUGACCUCUCCGGAGAAGAGUCUCGACUGCUUCCCUUCAUUUAGUCCCCCCUGACCCCACUCACCACGUCGGUCACAUUGAUUGGCGGCCCCUCGGCCCCAAAAAAAAACGAGGGAGAGGGGGUGGGCUCAGCCUCAGAGUAGGGAGCCAAUCAGGAGACAAGGACUGAAUUGGAAAAAAAAAUUAAACAUAACAAGCGCUGCUUGGCGGGCACUCGCUCAGAGACACUCAUUUUUUUUCCGGGUAGCCACAGCGGCUAACCAAGUGACCGAGGCAGCGGGGAGAUGGGCGAGCGUACGAGAAAGACCGCAGAAAGGUGCGACGAACCCUUCAGAAACAUACGGCGCUUUACACGGCUGCCCUCUGGCCCCCGAGGACGCCGGGGGGGGGGGGGGGACGUUCCCAGCAGCCAAUCGCAGCUCGGGAAUUUCUUUUUUCUUUUUUUGCCCUGCGAGACAAACGUGGGCAUUACGGUCGACCGAGAUGCUAUUUUUACGAUACGAUGCGUUCACUGUGGACUUUGGGUUCGGUCCGAAGUUUGAGUCGGGCCUUUGCAAAGAUUUGACGACGAGACUGUCACCUCGCCGGACCAGCCUGUCGUUGGGGGGGGGGGGGGGGGGGGUUUGACGAGUGAGAGGAGUGCCUUGGUGAGGGUCCGCUGGAUUUCAGGAUUGUUCAGGAAAAGAUUGCCUUAAGUAAAAAAAAAAAAUAAAAAAAAAAGAUUUCUCUCGCCGAGGAAUCGAAGAGGGGGGGGGGGGGGGGGGCAGAGAGUUCCCGUCUCUUUCGGGGCGGGGCGAGAAUGACAAAAACAAAGCAAACAAUCUUUCAGCAUGUUUACUUGGAAACGUGACGAAGACAACCUUUAUGUCUCUCACAGCCUCUCUUGAAGAGUUACUUUACUUUUGGAUGGAUCUAUUUUUCUGUAAAAAAAAUAAAUAAAUAAAAUGGACAAAAGAUAACCCCGCUUUGUUAUAAAAAAAAAAAAUAAACAAAAAAUAAAAAGGUAGUUGCCAGCUUCGGACACGGAGACCUUCGAACAAGGAAAUCAGAUUUAAAAAAAGGUUCAGCCUUUGAUGUAGCUUCCCUUUAACCGAAGUCGUUACUUCGUAAACACAUAAAAGCAUCAAAGCAUGCGUUGGAGCGGAGAGACCGGACGUUUUCUUUUUGCAAGAUUUUUUUAUUAUUUUUUUUGAAUGUUAUCCAAAAGAGGAAAGCCAAGCAAAAGAAAAGCCAAAGCAUGAGUUUUUUUUUUGCAUUUUUACAGUAAUACUUUCACUCCAGACAUUUCUCGUAUUGGCCCUUUACAGAAAAAAAGGCUCCCGGUACCCAGUUCAAUGUUUACUGAUUUAAUCCUCACGCAUCAAAAGUGAGCGUUUUUCCUGACGCGUGCCGAUCGGCCUCUUCGCCGGUCGGCGACUCCCUUGUGAGCUCCACAUCGGUCGUGUGUAUAUUGAAUUGAAUAUAUUUUGAGGGGGGCGGUAAUCGAGUGCUGACCCAUUUGUAUCUACAUGUAUGAUCUCCACAUCAAGUUGUCGAGUUUACAAUAUCAAAAAAAAAAAAAAAAAAGUGUUUGGUAAGCGUGUCCACUUUUUAUUUUUUAUUGUGUAAGAUUAUUUUUCUAACUUUUCAUCCAUAGAUUUUGUUUCCGUGUUUUUAUCCGUUUUCUGGAUAGUUAUAGGGCUGCCAUUCACCAACUUAGUACUAUUGUCACAAAUUUUCUUUCUUUCUUGUAUUUAUCAAAAAUAAGGAGCAACCCUUUCUUUCUUUCUUUCUUUCUUUCUUUCUUUCUUUCUUUCUUUCUACGGCUCUCGGCCUUUCUGCAUUUUCAUCAAUCGUGUAUUUAUAUAACAUGUACUGUUUAUAGAAGAUUUGUAUAUGGAAAAUUUAUAAAUGUACUCUUAACUAAUGACAGCUAUGAUAUUGUGAGCGAAAAAAAAACCAGUACGAUAUUACUCCAUGAACUCCGACACAAGGGGAAAAGAUAGCAGCGUAUUUAAACCGUCUUCAAGUCGCCCUCGGGGGUCGUUAACCGACUUUUUGAACGCCUUUCAAGAGUAAAACGUUUGAUCACUUCGUUGCCUAAUCGAUACAUUUUUCCUCUCGUGCGUGGGCGAUAACGCACUUACCUUUUCGACUGUGACAACAUCACGCAUCCCAAAGAGAGAGAGAGAGGGGGGGGGGGGGGGUUUCGAGACCGUUUUAUGUAGCCAGCUGAGUUUUCCUCAGCGGGGAAAAGAGAAGGAGGGGACACGUCAAAGGAAGUGGGAGUCUGAAUGAGGACGAGGAUGGAGGGACAUCUGUGAGCAUGUGUUGCACUAUAAUGUUUAAUCGGUCUCCUUCUCCCCUUUUCCCUGGUUCAAUUCAACUGAUCUGACACCAG
Molecule: messenger RNA, 6268 nt
Organism: Cyclopterus lumpus (lumpfish)
Lineage: Eukaryota; Metazoa; Chordata; Actinopteri; Perciformes; Cyclopteridae
Product: histone deacetylase 4-like
Exons: 28
Coding region: 714-3854 (1046 amino acids)
Biological process (GO): chromatin organization; negative regulation of transcription by RNA polymerase II
Cellular component (GO): histone deacetylase complex
Molecular function (GO): histone deacetylase activity
Source: RefSeq, a predicted model, not a curated record